Messenger RNA from Paramuricea clavata, 14167 nucleotides. Lineage: Eukaryota; Metazoa; Cnidaria; Anthozoa; Malacalcyonacea; Plexauridae. The record is from the annotation of a GenBank genome assembly.
CGCCAUCUUUAAAUUUUGUUUUAUUUUUGCUGUUCAGUAUAAACAAAAUCAAACUAUAUAUGGAGAGAAAACCUGAGCAAGAACGUCAAGAAGAGCUGGACUUACUUAAAUCUAAGCUUUCUCAAAUCAAACAGAAGUUUUUAAACGAAUGGACUGGCGAGACGCUGGAUAAUCUAAUAAAACUUAGAAAUCAGCAAGACUUGCAUGACAUUGAACGCGGACAAGGUAUCCAAAAAUGAAACCCAAAUAGACUACAUAAAAUUUUAUUUGCAUCCGUAUUAAGAAUUUUAUGUACCUAUGGUAUUAUUUUCUCAAAAUAUAGAAAAUAUAAAAGAAUAUGAAGAUAAGAUUGCACUACACCGAGCCAGAGUGGACCAACUUGCUAAAGGUACAGUACACUUCUUUUUCAGAACCAUCCUCAGAGAUAGGAAAACUAGUUUCAUAUUAAUCUGACACUGCAAUCGAGCAACGAAAAAUUCGUUGGCUCGAGCGGGAUUUGAACUCGCAUCUUCGGGUAUCUAGACCGCCGCUCUACUCGAUAGCUCAAUAGGUAGAGCGGCGGUCUAGAUACCCGAAGAUGCGAGUUCAAAUCCCGCUCGAGCCAACGCAUUUUUCUUUGCUCGAUUGCAGUGUCAGAUUAAUAUGAAACUAGUACAGUAUACUUUAUAGAUGUUUAAUAUUUAUAUGCCUAUGUUGCUCAAAUUGUAAUUUUUCUGCAAGGCAUAGCCUGGCUACCCAAGUUAGCUCACUUUAUCGUGACAAAUUUCAUUUGUGCAGCCCGAGUAUUAAGCACUAUAAUUUUACAAAUAGAGCCUGACACAAACCUGCGGAUAUUUGAUAGGGAUAUUUCAUUACGUUUCUAGCCAAAGCUUGUUGUCAGGUUAGUGGCCACAGGGCAGCGCUCGCCUAUUUUUUCCACCCCUGUUAGUGGACACUGUCACAAUUAACCUUAUGUCCACUCCGUUCUGCACAUCAGUUCUGCUCAUAACAAAGGGGGACCUCCAGAUAUAAACAUUGCCCAAAUUUUGCACCUUUCAAACUUUUUUGAAUUGAAACGUAUAGUUUAUAUUCAUUUACAAGUAUAGUUAACCAGAAAAAUGUUAGAUAUUCAGUUAGUAUAUCAUAUUUUACAAAUAUAGCAGUUCAAAACGUAAACAAAGUUCGUGCAUGUGCACAGGAGCGGACAUUGUCUCCACCCUGCAAGGAAAGAGAUACUUUGCUAUAGCCCAUGGCCAAAAAGGUAAAUAUCCCUGCAGGCCAAAAUAGAAAGCUUUAGAUUUGACUACAAGCAUGACCAUGACGACAAGAUUUGUUAUUGGGUCAUUCCAGAAAACAUCCAUACCGCCCCCACGGAGGAAAUAAGAAGUUAACCCCCCUACCCCCUUCGGAUGUCCUAAUACAUUUGCUAUUAUCAGAAACAAUUUUUUCUCCCCUCCCCCUCCGAACGGCAGAAAUUUUCUCUGUGGGGGGAGUAUGGAUCUUUUCUGGAACCAGGCGCGUAGCCAAGAGGGGGAAUGGGGGGUCCGGACCCCCCCCCCCCCCCUUUUUGUAAAGAUCAAUAUUGUAAUUCUUCCAAAAGUGGGAAGAAACUAGGGGGGUGUGCAAGUUGCGAAUAUUUUUAAAGAAAUCAACUGUCGUCAUUAAAUUGAAAUAAUUGCGUAUUGGCGUUCGCAGGCUAUCCAGUAUGUUAUAUUGUACAAUUUAGUUUGAUGCAACACUUCAGAAUAUCUUCAAAGAGAGGAAAUGGACUUAGUGACCGCUGUGGAUGCGGUAACUGCACUAAUCACCAGAUUUUCUUCUUCCGGAAUGAGGAAUAAUUUGCCGAGUUUGUGCAUACUGCUGAAUCCAAGGCAGUCGAAUUUCACGUUGAAGAUUCGUAUAGAGAUCCCAGCAACAAAUUAAACGCCGUAGAACGCUUCCAAAUUGUCUAGCUGAUGGACAAACAUUGCUUGAUGUAUCAUUCAGUCACCAAGUUGCCUCCUCAACUCAACUCAAAACGCACUGAUUUUUACUAUUGUCUGCUUGGUCUGCUGCCGGGGGAGCUGAGGAGGCGAUUUUCAGUAUUGGUAUACGGUACAAAUUAUUGAAACGAAUUGAGUAAUUACAAUAUAUGAAUAAUUUAGUCAUUGUCCUCGCUCUGUUUACAACGCCAAAUCACAGACUUUCACGUCUUGAUACAACGGCCGCAUUUCAAACCGCAACAGGUGCAACUUCAAACUGGGUUCAGCAGAAUUCUUCCCAACCAUAAAACCCAUGUCUUCAACUUCUAAGAUUGUAUUAAAUUCAUACGAUUGAUAGCCUAAUAUACGACGAAUUAUCUUUACUACCAUUUAUUUGAAAGAGUUUGUUUUGGCCGUCGUCGUCGCGUUGCCGUCCUAAAAUUGUAAGGUCUCUAAUAUAGAAAAGGUGCGGAAUUUGGCAAGAAGAUACAAAAUUCCAGAAGAAGGAACCUGUCGGGAAUAUUCUUUGUUCCAAGAGUCUGGAUGCUUCCGCAGUUUGAUGCAGAAAGAGGGGUAAAAGAUUUCUUACCUUACAUUAAUAUUAAAGAAGUUUGGUGAAAGUGAUCACUGAUCACGCUGACCUUUACCUAAACCUUCACAGAAUCAUUUGUAUUGCGGCCACAAAUCCAGUUACAAUAGCUUCAUGAGAAAGAUGCCACAGCAAAGUUAAAAUUAUCAACAAUUACAUGAGAGCAACCAUGGGUGAAGAUCGACUUGAGAGCUUGGUUCUUGCUAGUAGCGAAAGAGAUGUAGCCGAAGAUAUUAAGUUGCAUUCUCUUGUCGAUACAUUUGCUUUGAAGCCUAGAAAACUUCCACUAUAAUAUAUUAAUUCGUGUAAUCUAAAAGUUAGAUGCAAAGUUAUAUUUCUGAAAACGGAACACAAAUUAGAUUCCCGUUCGUGUACGUAAAUGUUGUAUAAUAUGUGUAUCGUUUCAAAAGGAAAGUGAUUUUAGAAUGUAUUAAAGCAUUUCUCAACUUAAUAACAAGUUCUUAAAACUUGGACUAGUAUCCCAAAGGUCGUGGGUUCGAUUCCCACCGUGCCCAAGCUAACUUUUCAGCUUGCCCGGUGUGGAUGCACACUCAGAGUAACAUCACAAACAACAUAUUUAUUCACCUGAGUACAUAACAACAAAAAAACACAAAAUAAGUUCUUAAAACUUUCUUUAUCUAUUAAUUUGACGUGUUAUAUUAUUAGUUUUUUACGCACAUGCUUUGUUAAUCUCGUAAAUAUUUCAUCUAUGGCAUAAAAUAGACCAAAUCUGUGACAUAUAGAUCACCAAAAGGCCAUUCCAAAUAUGCACGUGGGAGCGUUUCGCUAACCUUAAAAUUGAAAAAUUUUCCGGGGACCAUGUCCCCGGCUUUUAGAACAGUACUUUUAUGUAUUUGGCACUUUAGACCCCCCCCCCCAUUCGUAUGGGGCUGGCUACGCGCCUGUCUGGAACGACCCAUUUGGAUUCGCCACAUUCUUACACAAUACUAUUCUUACACCAUCAUAUGUACUGAUAUAUAAAUCGAUCAUGUAACAGUGGCCAAAUUGACAACUGGAUGUUUGAAAAGUCUUAUACUAAAAUAAAUCUCUGCUACAAGAUUGUGGUAUGCAUACUGUACACAAUGAGCAUACAUGUAGCUUAUGUUUGAAAUUUUACAUUUAAAGAGGCUGUCAAGUUCGUUCUGCUCAUGCGCGUGUUUUGUUUACAAAAAUUUUCCGGACUAAAAUAAGCAUGGUUGGAAAAAACUUUUCCGGGCUAACAUAACAUAACAUAACAUAACAUCAGCAUAUUCAAUAUUUUUCGAACAAGAUAAGCAAGGCUUCCAAUUUUUUCACCGCAAACAUAAUUUUAAAAUUGUUAAAAUUGCGAACAAUUUCAUAAACUUUGACCAAAUAUUUCCGAGUUUUACCUUCAAUUUUAAGCAAAUAUCAGUUCCAUUUUGACCAACUUUGACCAACGUUUGAAUUAUUGGGGGUUCACCCCCUAUAGCGACGUCCCUGUGUGGACCCACAAGUUAGCUCGUUACGCAUUCAGAAUACUACUAAAGCAAACAUUUAGCACCAAAACAACACAUUUUAAAUCGAAAACGCCAAGAAGCACUUCUUACAGAGGUUUGGACAAAAUUUGACUGAAAUUCGUACGAAUUUUGCAUAAAAAUGUGUUUCUUGACAUUUUCAAUCUUAAAUUUUUCAUUUUGGAGUUAAAUUUAGUUCUAGAUCUCUUAUUAAUUAAACUUGAUGACAUCAUCCAGGGGUUAAAAAAUAGGUGCACCGUGGACGUACAAUUUUACGCACCAAGUACAGAAUCUAAGAAAAUGCAUGGCGUGCACCAAGUACAGAAUCUAAGAAAAUUUACGAUAACGUACACAUACAGUAGUAUAGUCAACUCAAAGGUCUUUACGUGAAAAACCUUCAGAUAACGAGCAUUCUCCAAUCCAGGAGCUCCGGAAGUAGACAGUUGCGAUAUUGAAAAGUUGAUAUAUCGAUAUCGAAAAACAAAUAUCGAUAAUAUCGACUAUAUCGAAUUAUGUUUGCGAUGUUACUCUGAGUGCAUAUCCACACCGGGCGAGUUUGAAUGUGCCCGACCACGGUGGGAUUCGAACCUACGACCUUUGGAACACCAAUUCUAGAACACAUUGGUAUUGAAGGAACUAGAUACUGUUCCGAAAUAUCACUUACUCGAACCGUCCUGACCGCGUAGCUCAGUUGGAAGAGCAUUGGGCUGGUGUUCCAAAGGUCGUAGGUUCGAAUUCCACCGUGGCGGCGGGCACAUUUUUCAAGCUCGCCCGGUGUGGAUAUGCACUCAGAAUAACAUCGCAAACAUAUUAUUCACCUGAGUACAACACACCAACACAGAAAAAAUUUAUAUCGAAUUAUGCAAAUGAGAAAACGCAAUGUAGUCAACUUGCAUAUAUACGCAUCACAAACAGUUAAAAAGUGCAUGAAACAAGUCAUGGUACAUCUCAAAGAUAUUUAACAGAAUAACGAGUUUUAAUGAGCUGCGUUAUUUUGAUACCUUGUUUUUAAACUUGCGUCGAUCCACGUCACUAACAUUAUUAUGCAAAUUAUUGCGAAUUCCAUCUUUAUCUAGAGUCAUCACAAAACUAUUGUUUCCAAACGUUCAGUGCCGCUGCUUGAUGAUCUUGUUUCGUCUCGGGGGAGCGAAACACGGUCUAUACGUUACGGAGGCUAGGUGAUCUUCUGUGUUCACAGUUCCUCUGUUUUCGCUUUUAAUUUCAAUUGCCCACGCACUUGUAUCAUAAAUUCGCAAUUGCCGCCAUACGCACGUUGUCGGCUAAACUUCACCGGUGAAAACAAUAAUUGCCGAAUAAUUAGAGAUUAAGUUGUUUAGUUACAACUUUCGAUAUUUUCGUUAUGCGGAAAAUCGAAUAUCGAAUACUGAUCGAUAUUUUUGAAAUAUCGAUAUUUAUCGAAAAUAUCGAUAUAUCGCAACUGCCUAUCUGGAAGGACCAGAAUCUCGAAAAAGAACACUUUCACCUGUACUUAAUAUUAUGUUACUAGAAGAAAAUUAAUGACUUGUUCAAACUCACAGCAAGCGUUUGUUAAUAACAAUUUUUAAUAAUAAUAACAAAUAAAAUAGAAAAUGGCUUGCGUCAUUUGCGUGCGUGUGUAACGUGAUAUAUAUAACCACUGUUAUUUAUUGAUAUCUUCCGACGUAACUGCGCCGUUUACUGUUAUAAAGGCUUUUGCUAUGCAUGCUCUCGGUACAAACUUUAUCAAUGCACCCCUUAUGGACAACAACAAACAUUCUACUGUUGAUUUCUCGCAACAUUUAUCUCGUUGAUUUCUUCGGAACCUGUUGUCCUGUUCACACAAUCUGUACUUCGUCAAUUGUCGACCAGCGACGAACGCCAACGAUUAGCACGGGCUCAUUCUUCCCCGUUACGCAUCUCAUUCGCAAAUUUGCAAAAUUUAAACGUACGUUUGAUUUCCGACGUUAAAUUUCAACGCGGGGUGAUAAAAUAAAUUCAUUAUUAGCUUUUGUAAUUUAGGCAUCAGCUCAUUAAAUAUGCGUAGGGCACACGGCUACCCCCGCUAGCAUAGGACAGCGGGUACAGCUGCCCCCGUGGUUCCGACGCCCUGCAGUAGAGCAAUAAGCGCAGAAGCCCUGGAUACGAGGUUGCCCCUGCUGCAUUCCGAAGUACAGUGUAGCAUCAGGAUCUGAAAUAUAACGGCCAGACAGGCACACGACCUGUUUUGGCUCGUCAAAUAUUAACUAAACUUAUUUAAAAACGGUAGCCCAGGGUGGUUUGUGUGUAUACAUAAAAUCUCUACUAAAUUUAUUUGGUAUUCAUAACUAUUGUAUUUAAAAUUAACGAUAAAAACUAAGACUGAUUCUCUCCAAGUUACAGUAAUAAUAAUAAUAUUAAUUAGAGUUUUUAAGGAAGGAGGGUUUUGAAGAGUUGAUGAUAAAUAUACUUAGACAAUUUCAAUAGGAAUUGUACACAGUAGUAUUCCGUGGUAAUCAACUAUAGUCGUACGUAAACGUUGGUCUCCAAAGCUGAGGGAUCCGAGGAGCAUGCCCCCACACCCUCUAGUAAGAUCACAUCUUGACGAUUUUUAGACACCCCCUCCCCCUAGCCUGCGUCGCAUACUUCAACCUCCCCCUGAAAAGUACUCUGCUCUCCCUAAACCUGUAAAACAUGAUCAUUAUUAUAUAUUUAGAAUUUGUCAAUUUACCUACUAUACUGCUUUUUGAAUAUACUACUACAUUCAGUGGUAGUCCAUACUUCAAAGGAAAGCUUGAUAAAUUUGCACAUAUUGUACAUGAAACUGUUAAAAUAUACCUUUCUGGCACUUGGUCUGGGGUGUGAUAUCGGCAUUAGAGCUCUUUAUUGUGCACUGAUAACCUAAUUAUAUCAAUGUCUUUUGUAACAUUCUAAUUAGAUAAUAUUAUUUUUAUGUGUCUUUAAAGCUGUAAUAAAAUAAAGGCUUAGGGCGUCUAAACCCAAUAUCUCAAUCACGAAAACGAGGCUCUAUAAACAAUUUACUUUCCGCUAAUACUGUCUUCCAAGCCUGUGGAAUUUCGCACAUCCAAUAUUUGCACCUUUUCGAGAAGACAUAUUUCUUAUGCUCUGUGGUAGCAGAGAUGAACUAGGAUUUACUUCAACUGGUUCAAAAAUACUGCAUGUUCUAACAGUUAUUGAAAAUCUUAUAUUAUAUAUUAUAAUGUAUGAAGUAUGGCUUGCCCUAAAUGAUGCUGGGCCAUCAGAAAAGUAGAAUUCUGUGCCAUUUCCUGUAAUUUAAACGAUUUAGCGUGGACAUCAGGGCAUUCUCUGGGUAGUACGCACCUACUGCACACGCCGAUAUCUUUCAAAGUCUAUGAUAGUUGUAACAAUGAAGAGUUUUUAUAAACUUGAAUGGCUAGUAGUCAGCAAGAUAGCAUUAAAUUUGCACAAAAGAGGUUUCAGGACUUAGAUAUUUGCAGUAACAAAAGGUUUAGAAUACAUUUACCCUCAGUAUUUUGUGAAGUGGUAACCAAAAUCAUAUUUCUUUGACACGAACAUGGUAAAUGAUAUUAUUUGGUAGUUUGCACAUUUUAUAUAUUUCCACUACUAGAUAAAUGUGAGCAAGAAAACAUCGUAUCUUCUAUUGAGAAAGAACUUGAGAUGUUGCAUCUUCAAGCUGAACAGCUAUCAAAGAAAACCGUAUUGAGAGAGAAACAGCUUGAUGAUGCCAAGAAACAAAACAUACAAGAAGAACAAGGUAAAGCUUUCCUUAUAGAUACAACUCUAAAACAGAUCCUCUCUAAUACAGACAACUGACGACAGCGCCAGAAAUCAUAUGCAUUAUUUAAUUAACAUAUAAUAACAUCCUCAUUACGGACAUUGUCGCAGUUACUUGCACAACAGACAAUCCAGAAGAUGAUUGUCUUUUGGAUUGUCUAUGCUUACACAACAUGCAUCAACGCUUCGUACGCUUAUCUUCAUCUGGCGAUUAAAAAUGAGAACAAUAUCUAGUAGCGACAAUAAAAAGACAGCUACGGAUUGAGAGACACUUACCUGAAAAAAAUGAGAACUUCGAUGUUUCGAGCGAAGACUCUUCGUCGGGAAGUUAGUAGCCUGGAUUGGGGCCUUCCUUCGAAACGUCGAAGUUCUUAUAUUGUUAAAGCAGUUGUAUCUCUCUCAGUCCGCAACUGUCUUGGUAUCUAUGAAAUGCGAGCCUGCAGGGAUCUAGGGGUUCACCUCCAAAAAAUCAGUUUUGAACUUCUGGGGGCGGUUGUACGAAGUAAGAGUUAGAUACUGAAAACGGAGGCUCUUAGUCAGAUACAAACCCAAGGGGCCGUAGGCCCCGAGGGAUUUAUCUGACUAAGAGCCGACGUUUGAGGUAUCUAACUAACUUAGUUCAUAUUUGUAAGGAUUGACCCACAAUGAAAUUCACUUUAUGAUAUGUAUUGUUCUUUAAAUGAGUUUGAAUUACCAUGGUUGUAAUAAAAACAAACAGGGCUUUCGCAUUUGAUGUGCAUUAAUUCUCGUGUCGCAUUACUGUAUACUAUCAAUGAGAAGUGAUUGAAUAUUCGUUCACCAACCACAAUUACGAUGAAAUAUGUUUGAAAUAGCUCAUACAACAGAGAAGCGCUAACGAAGAUUUGUACGGGUUUGUCGAAGCAGAGAUUCUCAAGUUGUUCUCAACAGGGUUUUAUAUAUAGGAUAAAAACAGAAUGGGAGGUCUUUCAUUGGGAGGUCUUUCUUGAAUUUCAAUGAAAGACCGACCAUGCAUGAGGUUUUUAUGUUUAUAUCCAUUUUCUAUUGUCCUCGGGAGGUUAUGGUUGUGGGACAAAAUAAGGUUGAACAUCACAUUAAACACGCUUUAAUGUGGUUGAGCAUGCGUAGUAUAUCAUUUCGCGUCCCACAAGCGAAAGAGCAGAUAUUACUGUAUAAAGUGCUUGCACAAGCAAGUUUGGUGCUUGGUUCAGCUAGUCCUCGUGCACCGAAUGAUAAAUACUCCUACCCAAAGGUAGAGUUUGACGGGCUCUGAGGUACACGGCUGUUGUCUCUUUCUCGACUCAGAGACGUGCAGCGUUUUCUAGUCGAAAAGGAGAUGUGGGGUUUGAGUUUUGUUACAAAUUCAAGGUAUCUAACUCCAUAGUGACCUCUAAAAGUGGUCACUAUGGAGUUAGAUACCUUGCAUUUUUAAUUAGGCAUUCAAUUGCAGCGUUUUCUAGUCGAAAAGGAGAUGUGGGGUUUGAGUUUUGUUACAAAUUCAAGGUAUCUAACUCCAUAGUGACCUCUAAAAGUGGUCACUAUGGAGUUAGAUACCUUGCAUUUUUAAUUAGGCAUUCAAUUCUAUUCAUCAACCCCGCUUUUCCUUGUGGAGAUAUCAAAUCCCUCCCCUUGCUUUUAGAUUCUUACCCAAAUAAAACCCUAUUGAGAACAAUAGAUAUCCGCACAAAUAUGAACUAAGGCCGGAUAGCGCUAUCCACCGGAUAGUGAUUUUUUCAAGCUUCGUUAAAUCAAUCGUUGUUUGGUUUUACUUGUAUUAAAGUUUAGUAUUUAUAAGUUGAAUGUUUUUUAUACUUCUUGUGUCGUCUAUAUCCAUAGUUUCACAGUUUUUCAAGCAUUUUACAGAGGUUGAAAAAAUCACUAUCCUUUGGAUAGCGCUAUCCGACCUUCGUACAACCGGCCCCUGGCGCUGAUUUCCUGCAUUUCCACACACACCUUGUGUGAUACAUUUCAUCACAUAACGUUUUGAUAUAUUUCAUCUUGACAGGGAUUUGAUUAAAAUGGACCUUCAUUAUGGGCGGGCCAACAUAUUUUACUGGGGGAGGCUACAUUGGACUGGGGAAGACUUGCCCUCCCCCAGUUUAUGUUUAAAAGAGACCCUGUCUACAGUGAGGGUACAUUGUGGGAUUUUGAGCCUUGAUCAUUCCCAUCAUGCACCAUUAUUUUUUUCAAUCCUCAUUUCAGGGAUUGGAUCCAAUGGGAAGUUAUAAGUGUUGGAUUUUAAAAUGUCCAUUACAUAAAAUAGAUUUUAUUCUUUAAUUUGCAGUUAUUCAAAAGGCAAAGGAGAAAACAAUGUUAAAGAUGAACCAGUACACCAAGGGCAUAUCAUUUUUUCAGGAUUUUCUGGGAUUUGCAUUCGAAAAAAUUGACAGUAAGGGAUGAUGCUUUAAUUUUAAUUAAUACUGAUCCGACCAUUUCAAGUUGCAACAGCAGUAUAUGCACAGUAUAUAUACGCAUAAUAGUAUUUCUCUUUACUGUUUUCUAAAAUUCUGAUUGACUCAAUUUGUCAAAGUAUGUGUUGAUUGCUUGGGAAUAAAUUAAUUUGAUCGAGUGUCGCAAAAGUUUGGACAUGAGACAUUCUUCAAAAAUUAACCAAUCGCAUUAAUUGUUCUAAAGAUCACGUGAUCCACUGGCUUCGUGCACUUGGUGUGACGAUGAUUCUGUAAUAGGAUCGAAAUAGAACCAUUUAAAUUUACGUCUUGCUUUUAGUCCAUGUAUUGUGUUUUUCAAGAUUUCCAUGUAUUCAUUUUUCGGUUUUUAUUGUAUAUUUAUUUUCUUAAAUUGUCGGCUGGUUCUGGCUUUUCACAAAUGAGAUUUUCGCUUAAGAGGGAGAUAAUUUGCGUGAAAACUACGGCUAUACGUUGCCGCGAAAAUUUAUUUCGUCGGUACAAAAAGCUGCUAAGAAAACGUUUUGAGCACAGAGGAUUUUGGACUUGUAGGCGAAGCCAAACGAACUUUGAACUUUUCCAGCUUUGUCUUUGCUCACAGAACACUUAUUUAUCAGGCCAAAAAAAAAUAUGUGGGUUUCCUAUUUCUUCUUGUAAAAACUUAGGUAGGGUAGGUCGGUUUUAACUUUUUUUUUAAACUUUUUUUUUAAUUUUGCUAACAACCGGACCCCAUUUUGUUUAGUCAGUGCUUCUACAUUCAAAGAUUAAUUUCCCUAAUAUUGCCUCAAAUUUCCAUUUUUCACAAACGUGUUCCUCUAAGUGGAAACACUAACAAGCAUGAUCCAAUGAAAAGUUUAGGGUCGGGAUUUCGGCGUCCAAAAGCUAGGUAGGGUCGGGAAACCGGAAACCCACAUAUUUUUUUGGCCUCAUUAAACGUCUUAAAUAAGACUGCAUGCAAUAAUGCAAACUAUGUAUUGACUUCGACACAUAACAUUUAUUUACUGUUACUUCAUCAAUCCAAUACAGAAAACUACAAUUUUAAACUUACUCUCAAGUAUAUUUUUCUAUAGAAGAUCACUUGAAGUUUGUUUUCAAGUACAUCGACCCAAAUAACCCUGAAGCUCGUUUUUCGUUCACUGUCAAGGUGGAUGAAAAUACUGGAAUAUAUAACAGUGAGUAUUAACUACCAGUGUAUAGAUAACUACAGUAUACGAACAAUAGUCAUGAGCUUGGUUGAAGGUGGGAAGGAACGACAUAAAUAGCGGCUGCGAGACUACUGAAGACCUUUAAUGACUGUUUGAAAUAUAUAAAAAGAACUUCGAUGUUUUGAAGAAGGCCCUUCUUCUCGAAGUAAGUUCAGGGGCUUCGGUGGCGAAGUGGUUAGCGCACUUGCCUUUCACCUCUAAGGCCGCAGGUUCAAGCCUCAGUGAGAACUUUCCCAAUGCGACUCGAACCCAGUCCUCAUGUGAAAAGAGUAAAAAGUCAACGCCCUGCCGAAAGUCGUGGGUUUUCCCCGGGUACUCCGGUUUCCUCCCACAGGGAAAGUUGGCAGGGUGGGUUAGGUAAAAGGGCCCACAGUAAUUGGCAUAUGCUGUUGUGGUGACCCUGCCCCCUGCCCUAGUUGGCAAAGUUAAAUAAAUAAAUGCAAAGUUAGUUUUAAAUUGUCUAAUUCCCAGACGAAGGCCUUUCCCCGAAGUUCCUUUUAUAGAGUGCCAUACGUAUAGAGUAUUGACCUCUAAAUAAAAGAUUGAUUAUGUAUACUUUAUGACAUGUCCAGUAAUAGCCUUAACCUUGUUUUAUACAUGCAUAAUAGAUUAAAUAGAGAUACAUCGUUUCCUAAUUACGAAUAUCUAUUUAUAUACAGUAUAUAUAUACAAUAAUAACUUAAGAUGAAAAGGUUAAUUAGAAUUUUUAAAAUCAUCCAUGGACACUAUGUAACAGGGUUCGUACAAAACUUGAAUUUCCUUGAAAGUCCUUAAAUUCUUCUUGCUUUAUUUAGUUUAUGGAUAUUUUCUGAAAUUGUUUGACAUUCAAAACGGACAUUUGUUAUUUGAUUUUGCAUGUUCAAAUCUGAUAAAGCUGUUUGAAAUUUAUUAAAGUCGCCAAGUAAAAAUAUCUUACAGUACUAUCCGGUAAAUAUCCGGCAAAUUUAUACCGGAUGUCUAAAUUUUACCGGAUAUCCGGAUCCGGCACAUCCCUAAUACGCUGGCUAGCUGUUACAAGUUCAAGCUCCUUGUGGAAAGCAGGAUUUUUUCGUUGGCGGCUUGUAUAGACAAAACAAAGAAAUUAUCAACUGUUUUUCUUUAUUUUGUAGUCAAAGAUUGUUCUCCAAUGAUUAAUCAACUCACAGAUCUGACAGACGAUCUAAACAAGACCAAUGAUUUUACACAGUUUGUCAUAAGUAUUCGUCGAGGCUUCAAAGACCUCGUAUGCAAAGUGUAGUCUGUAUAAAUUAUCAACGUAACUAUAUAUUACUCUUUAUUAAUUGUUGCAAUACACAUCAAUGUUUUGUUAUACGCUGUUAAGGUAGUCGAAAAGGUGGAUCUCAGCAAGGAUUCUGUGCAGUAGAUGGUCCACUUCUAAGUGUAGCAAAUCAAAUUAAUAUUUCUAUUUUUUAAGCCUGGAUCAAACGAGGAUCAGUUUGUCUGAAAUGCCAUAAAGCCAGGCAGCUUACUGCAACAAUGAAAUGUUGUUCUUAAUUGAACUAGUUAUUUUGGCAAUUAUUCAGUGUAGUAUACUUCAUUUUAUCCGAUGUAGAGUUGGGUUUUUCGCCAUUUUCGUCUUAUUUUAUCGACGGAUACAGAAUCUAUAUAUAUUCUCGCAUUUAUUCUGUUUGACAAUUUUGUCAUUUUUUUUUCCAAAUUUUGAAUUUUUUUACGCUCUCUCUACUUCGGAUAAAAAGGAUUAUACUAUAUUCUUGUUUGAUAUUUAAAUUAUAAGUUGUGAAGUUUUGUAUAACGAUGUUUUGUAACAGGUCACUAACGUAUUUGGCUCACGCUGCAUGUGUUAGUGUUCCUGAACCGUCUUUCUGUUUGCAUAUGUUUAUAUUUCUGUUGAUGGCUGAAGUUAAUAAAUGAAAUGAGGAUGAGAGCGCAUGAGAGUUGGCAUGCAGUCACGGUCCUUGGUUAGCUGUUCUUAAUGUUUUCACGACACUAUCAUGUCCAGUGUAUUUAAAUUAAAACAUGGUUAUAUAGAACACUCGUAUAUAAUGCGUGACUGCCAACUCUCAGUCAACUCUCAUCCUAGUUUGACCGAGGCUUUAUAUACUUGCCAUUGAAUAUACUUAUUCCACAUUUAAUGAUAACAACUCGUAUUACUUUUUUUUGCACCUCUGACCAUUCCUGCAGCUAGCCACCAUCAUCUGCUGCACAUGCAGUAGUGUUUAGUGAAAUCAAUAUACACGUGAAACUAAAAUUAUAACCAAUGUGACCACAUUGGUUAUACUCAUGCAGUAUACUCAUUUCCAACCACCGGAAUGACAUGACGUUGUUGUCGGAAGUUGGAAGAGGUGUUAGAUGGCUAUGUAACAUACCUAACCCUAACCUAACCGUAACCAAAUUAAUCAAGAAAAUUAAAAAAGAAUCAAUUUGAAAAAUUGCGAAAAUGACGUCAUGUCGAUUUGGUGGUUGGAAACGAGUAAAAGUUAACCAAUGUAUAUAAAUAUCAAACGCAAGCUUUGACGCAUGCCCGAGAAAGGGCUGGAAAAUGUAAACGAAUAUUAUCGCAUCACGUAUGUAGAAAAACAUUUUAGUGUAAAAUAAAAUGACUUUUAGCUAUAGGUAAACGAUUUUACCGUACCUUUUUAUAUUAAAAAGCUGUACAUUGAAAGUUGGUGCAUACAUUGCCAUUGGGCGUGGCUUGCUUUCAUCUUUUGAGUUAUUUUAGAUUGGUACAACCAACGUUCACUCUUUCUAUUAAAUAUUUUGGAAUUUCUAAAUAUUAACAAAGAUGUUAUAUAGAAUGGUAAGUUAGGUAUAAACUAAUGGUUACAAAUGCGAUUGGUCCCAUAUUUUCUCUGCAGGGACAUAUAUCAAAUACACUCCCGGC